Molecule: messenger RNA, 2197 nt
Organism: Zonotrichia leucophrys gambelii
Lineage: Eukaryota; Metazoa; Chordata; Aves; Passeriformes; Passerellidae
Product: proline-rich protein 36-like
Exons: 1
Source: RefSeq, a predicted model, not a curated record
CCCGGCCCCGGCGCCGGCCCGCGGCCCCGAGCCUUCGUCCCGCUCCUCUUCCUCCUCCUCCUCCUCCUCCUCCUCCUCCUCCUCCUCUUCCUCCUCUUCCCCGCUCCCUCGGCUCCGCUUCCCGCCUUCCUCCCCGUUCUCCUCUUCCUCCUCCGUCCCUUUUCCGCCUCAUCUCCUUCUCCUCUUCCUCCUUUAUCUCCUUCCUCUUCCUCCUCAUCUCCUUCUCCUCUUCCUCCUUCACCUCCUUCCUCCUUUAUCUCCUUCCUCUUCCUCCUCCUCUUCCUCCUCUCCUUCCUUCCCUCCUCUCGUCCUCCUCUUCCUCCUCUUCCUCCUCCAUCCCUUCCUCCUCCUCAUCCUCUUCUCCUCUUGCUCCUUUAUCUCCUUCUUCCUCUUCCUCCUCUUCCUCCUCAUCCUCUUCCCCCUCUUCCUCCUUUAUCUCCUUCCUCUUCCUCCUCCUCUUCCUCCUCUUCCUCCGCACCUUCCUCCUCUCCUCCUCCUCCUCUUCCUCCCUCCUCCUCCUCCUCUGCCCCGUUCCUCUCUCCUCCCUCUCCCCUGCCCCGCUCCGCUCUUCCUCCUCCUCCUCCUCUUCCUCCUCUUCCUUCUCUCCCACCCCGGUCCCUCCGUUCCCGCAUCCCGGCUCCCUCCGGCCCCUCCCGCCACCCUUCCCCGCAUCCCGCACCUCUCCCGCAUCCCGGUUUUCCCUCCCUUUAUCCCAUUUUUCCCUCCCUUAUCCCGUUUUUCCCUCCCUUAUCCCCCUGUUCCAUCCCUGCUCCUUUCCCUUAUCCCGGUUUUCCCUCCCCGCAUCCCGAUUUUCCAUCCCCGCUCUUUUCCCGCAUCCCGGUUCUCCAUCCCGCACCUUUCCCUUAUCCCGGUUCUCCGUCCCCGCCGUCCCGCUCGCUCCGGUCCCGCAUUCCCGGUUCCGAUCCCACCGACCCCAAUCCCCCCAGUCCCACCGACCCCGCUCCGUCCGUCCCCGCAUUCCCGCUCCUUCCCUUCCCGCUCCAUCCCCGCCGGUCCCUCUCGGUCCGAUCCCACCGAUCCCGGUCCGUCCAUCCCCGCAUUCCCGGCGCUUCCCUCCCCUUCCCGAUCCAUCCUCGCCGAUUCCGGUCCCUCCGUCCCGGCUCCUUCCCCGCAUUCCCGGGCUCUCCAUCCCCGCCGGUCCCACCGACCCCGCUCCUCCCCCGCUCGGCCGCUCGACCGCCCGCAUCGUUCCGGCGCUUCCUUUCCCUUCCCGCUCCGAUCCCACCGACCCCGGUCCAUCCCCUCCGCAGCCCCGCUCUUCCUCCCGCUCCGUCCCGGCUCCCUCCGACCCCGCAUUCCCGCUCCUUCCAUCCCGGCUCCGUCCAUCCCCGCAUUCCUGCUCUUCCCUUCCCGAUCCCGCCGAUCCCGAACGCUCCGUCCCCGCUCCGUGCCAGCAUUCCCGCUCCUUCCAUCCCCGUUCCCUCCGAUCUCCGCUUCUUCCCCCCCGCCAUCCGCGCUCCGUCCCGGCUCCAUCCCCGCUCCGUGCCCGCAUUCCCGGUCCUUCCAUCCCCGCUCCCUUCGCGCCGUCCCGGCUCCAUCCCCACAUUCCCGCUCCCUCCGUGCCCGCAUUCCCGGUCCUUCCAUCCCCGAUCCCGGUCCCGGUCCCUCCAUCCCUGUUCCCUCCGAUCUCCGCUUCUUCCCCUCCCGCCGUCCCCGCUCCGUCCAUUCCCGCAUUCCCGGUUCUUCCGUCCCCGCUCCCUGCGCUCCGUCCCGGCUCUCUCCGAUCCCGCAUUCCCGCUCCUUCCAUCUCCGCUCCGUCCAUUCCCGCAUUCCCGGCUCCCUUCCAUCCCGGUUCCCCUCACACCGAUCGCUCUUUCCCCGCUCCCACCGACCCCCGGUUCUCCUCACACACCGACCCCGCUCCCACCGACCCCGCUCCCUCCGAUCCCCGGUUCUCCUCCCUCCAUCCCCGCUCUCUCCCAUCCCCGUUCCCCUCACACCGGCCCCCGGUUCUCCUGACACCGACCCCGAUCCCCGGUUCUUCCCCUCCUUCCAUCCCCGCUCGCUCCAUCCCUCGCCCCCCGACCCUUCCCGCUCCUUCCCGUUCCCUCCAUCCCCACUCCCUCCGAUCCCGAUCCCACCGACCCCAAAUUUCUCCCUCUCCCCGCGACCCCCGACCCCCAAUUCCGCUCUCUCCCCCAGACUCAAUUCCUCUCUUCCUCUCCCCCAUCCCCAA